ACCCUCCUGCCUCCUCUUCCUGGCUACUAUGAUUUCCAAAACCCUCCCCCAUGACCGUUGGUCUCGUCCAUUUGCUGAUCAUUCAAUGUCCAUCUUCGACCUCCCUGAAGAAAUCAUCUUCGACAUCCUUUCUCGUCUUCCCACCAAAUCCCUGAUCUCUUUCCGAUGCGUUUGCACGUCAGCCCCUCCGUUGAUCUCUCACCCUUCUUUCACCCAGCGCCACCUCUCUUCCGCCGCCGACGCCGACCGCACCUUCAUCUACGGUGAAUCCCUCGAUAACAUUACACACUUCUACUCCCUCCGCUCUCCAGCCACCUACCAAGAAACCCUCAAACUUCAAUCCCCUUACAAUAGCGUUCAUGGUGGGUACCGACGAGUUGCCGGAUCCAACAAGGGUUUAAUCUGUUUGUUCGAUACAAAUGAAUAUUCAAGCAUCGGUACGCUAAUUCUCUGGAACCCUAGUAUUGACAAGUUCAAGAUUGUCGAUGGCCCUCAUAAUGUUCUCAAUGCAUUUUCCCAUUAUGUGUUGGGGUUUGGUUUUGUUUCCAGGACUUUGGAGUUUAAGGUUGUUGAAAUUAUUUAUAAUUCCAAAACGAAAAACAACACUGUGUUGGUUUACUCACUUAGUACCAACUCAUGGGAGAAAAAGGAACACGUGAGUGCACCUUGUUAUUUGACUAAUUGGUCUGAUAACGUCAACGUGUUUGUGAAUGGUUUUGUGAAUUGGUUGGUUUAUUUCGAAGCGACGGCGGGCGGCUCACAUUCAUAUGUUAUCAUGGCAUUUGACUUGGACAACGAGAGGUUUCGACUUCUUGACUUACCGAGAAAUAUUGUGCCUGAUUGUUAUAGUGAAGUAAGCAUAGCUUCAUAUGGGGAUACAUCGGCUUUAUCUUUGUCAUUCUGUGGUAAAUAUUAUGAGCAGGGUGUAAAAUUUGAUGUUUGGGUGAUGGGAGAUUAUGGAUUAGUGGAUUCUUGGAAAAAGGUUUUUGUGGUUUCGCUGUUUAGAUUGUCGAUUGCGCCGUUGUUGAUGAAAAGCGAACGUGAAGUUUUGAUUGUGAUGAAAGGUGGAAGGCUUAUGUUGCUUGAUGCAAUCGAGAAUGAGGUGCAAGAUCUCAAUAUGCGAGGUGCGGCUAGUUUUUUCCGUGCUAUUAGUUAUACUCCUAGUCUAGCUCUGCUUCAUGGUCAGCGGCGGAUUUACAGGAGGGUCAACGGAAUCAAACAUCUGCAGUCUUCUUUGCUUGAUUACGAACCCCUCUGUUAAAAACUUCUGGUUCCGUCACUGUUCAUGGUUGAUCGAGGGCAUACGUUUCUUUGCUUUUUGUUUAGUUAUGCUUGUUGGUUUAUUGUCAUUUAGGAUGUUAUAUAUUCUUCGCUUUUUGUUUAAUUAGGCUUGUUGGUUCACUGGCAUUUGGUAUGUUAUAUAGUUAAAAUAACUGAGUUUUAAAUGAUGUUCUUAGCUUUAAUGGGUUA
Molecule: messenger RNA, 1470 nt
Organism: Helianthus annuus (common sunflower)
Lineage: Eukaryota; Viridiplantae; Streptophyta; Magnoliopsida; Asterales; Asteraceae
Product: F-box/kelch-repeat protein At3g23880
Exons: 1
Coding region: 29-1261 (410 amino acids)
Molecular function (GO): protein binding
Source: RefSeq, a predicted model, not a curated record